This is a messenger RNA of Chaetomium fimeti, 1023 nucleotides long. Its product is annotated as Dihydroneopterin aldolase-domain-containing protein. Gene Ontology annotation, biological process: folic acid-containing compound metabolic process. Gene Ontology annotation, molecular function: dihydroneopterin aldolase activity. The record is from RefSeq and is a predicted model, not a curated record. The transcript is spliced from 2 exons. Lineage: Eukaryota; Fungi; Ascomycota; Sordariomycetes; Sordariales; Chaetomiaceae. Bases 1 to 1023 code for a protein of 340 amino acids.
AUGCCACCCCCAACAACAACAACUACCCCCACAACACCCACCCCCCUCCUAACCCACCCCCGCCUCCGCGCCCUCAGUCCCGACCCCCCCGCAACGGUCUCCAUCCGCAACCUCUCCACGACGCUCCAGCACGCGGGGCGCGACGCCUGGGGCCGCGCGGGCAAGGCGCAGCCGUGCAGCGUAUCGGCCGAGGUGGCCUUCCACGCGCCCUUCGCGACGGCGGCCGCCACCGACGCGCUCGGCGACGACACGGUGCACUACGGCACGCUGAGCAAGGCGGUGCUGGCGAGCGUGGCGGGGUUUGAGCGGGAGGAGAAGGAGGUGGCGGCGGUAGCGGCGGCGGCGGUCAAGAAGGAGCAGACGGGUGGUGGUGGUGGUGGUGGUGGUGGCGGUGGUGCUGCGGGGGAGAGAAGUCUGCGGGAUGUGCUGGGGCGGGUGUGGGGGGAUCUGACUGGGUUGGAGCUCGAUGGGCGGGUUCGUGAUGGGAGUGCUACGGCGGGCGCGGCGGCGGCGGCGGCGUUUUUGGAUGUGAGCAAGGUGCGGUUGCUUUCUGUGACCGUGGCGUUGCCGAAGGCGUCACUUCUCGGGGACGGGGUGCGGCUGACGGCGAGCGCGGUGUUUAAUGCCGCCGAGCAGGGUCAGAUGGAAGGGAGGGCAAUGGCGCUGGAGGUGAGCAGACUGAAAGUGCCGACGCUGGUUGGGGUGAAUGCGAAUGAGAGACUGGCGAAGCAGUUUGUGAUCGUGACGGUUACGGUGGAGGGGUUUACGGGGGGAGAGGAUGCGUAUACCGAGAUUGAGCGCGACGUUGUCAAAGCAAUGGAGGCAUCAUCUUUCGAGACACUCGAGGCUCUGGGCGCCCAUCUAGCCGAGGCCGUUCUGGCUUCGCGCUGGAAGGAGGACGGUUGGCAGGUCUGUAUUCGGAUGGAAAAGCCCACUGCGGUACCCAUGGCAGACUGCCCUAUUGUCGAGGUUCGGACAACGUGGGAGUCUCUCGAGAGGCAGAGGGCGGUCGACAGAUCGUAG